This is a messenger RNA of Closterium sp. Naga37s-1, 747 nucleotides long. NCBI's taxonomy places the organism in Eukaryota, Viridiplantae, Streptophyta, Zygnematophyceae, Desmidiales, Closteriaceae. The record is from the annotation of a GenBank genome assembly.
AUGGACCAAAGUUUGCCGUCAAGGCCGCCAUGGGCGCUUUGGGGUGGCAGUCAGCGCGGCCUUGGCGCCGUUCUGCGAGGCGCCUUCACUGCACCGUCACCUUCCACUCGCCGCACCUCCCUGUGUGCUACGGCACAUCGAAGCCUGGGAAUGAGUGUCGCUCCCUCCAUGCGCCGUAUCGCUGCUCCCGUGUUGCUCGGCUUCGGAAUGCGCGACGGGGGGACCCACGUCGUUGAUUGCGUUGCUGCCGCUUUGCUGCCACCACCUGACGGGGGUGACGACGAUGAAGUUUCCGUCGCAGCGGUUUCCGCCGCAGCGGUUUCCGUGGCAGCGGGUUCCGUCGCAGCGGGUUCCGUCGCAGCGGGUUCCGUCGCAGCGGGUUCCGUCGCAGCGGGUUCCGUCGCAGCGGGUUCCGUCGCAGCGGGUUCCGUGGCAGCGGUUUCCGUGGCGGCGGUUUCCGUGGCAGCGGUUUCCGUGGCAGCGGUUUCCGUGGCAGCGGUUUCCGUGGCAGGUGAUCCCGGUGCUGCACAUUCCGGCGCACCAGAGUGCGGCGCAGCUGACUCCGGCGCUGCGGAGUCCAGCGCAGCAGUUUCCGGCGCAUCCGAAGCGGCACAGUCGCACGCCGCAGGGUCUGACGCACCAGUUUCCAACGAUGCAUGUUCCGACGCGCCUGACUCCCACGCUGCGCAUUCCCACGCACCAGUUUCUGACGCCGUGGCGUCUUGCUUGCAUCCCGCGGCGGCGUGA